AUGUUCAAACUGAUUGCUAUCAUCUCUGCCCUGUGUGCUGUUGCCCAAGCCGGUGUGAUUUCUCCUUAUGGAGCUCAUGGAUAUGGACUAGGAUACGGUGCCGCCUUGGCUCCUGCAUAUGCUGCUCCAGCGGUAAUCUCGCAUGCUCCGAUUAUCAAAUCCUAUGCUGCUCCUGCUAUAGUGGCUGCCCAUCCUGUUGCUACCUCAUAUGCAAACACCUACAAAGUGGCAACAAAGGCGAUUCCCGUUGUUCAUUCGGCUCCACUAGUGCAUGCUGCUCCUGCAGUUAUUGCGGCUCCUGCUCUGCACACCACCUCCACUUACCACGGCGGCUUGGGAUACGGUGGCUAUGGAUCUUAUGGACUGGGCUAUGCUGGCUAUGGACAUGCUUAUCUGCAUUAAGGACUUCCAAAUAUCGAUUAGAUUUCUCGUUGACGACCCACUUGC
Drosophila willistoni is the source of this 447-nucleotide messenger RNA. RefSeq names its product cuticle protein 10.6. The record is from RefSeq and is a predicted model, not a curated record. NCBI's taxonomy places the organism in Eukaryota, Metazoa, Arthropoda, Insecta, Diptera, Drosophilidae. The transcript is spliced from 2 exons. The coding region runs from base 1 to 402 and encodes 133 amino acids.